GCAUCUCUUUACCAGCUACUUCACUUACUGAUUUGUAUUUGGAAAAAUCAGAGGAAAAAAGAACAAAACUUUUGAGAAUAUUUUGAGAAAGCUUUGUUACUUUUUACGAUCUGUUGCUUUGUGAAAACAUGGUGAGAGAUCUGAUUGGGUAUAGAUUUAGUCCUACAGGAGAAGAAUUGGUAAGCUAUUACCUGAAGAACAAGAUUCUUGGUAAGACUUGGCUUGUUGAUGAAGCUAUUAGCGAGAUCAACUUCUUGAGCUACAUACCCGAGCUCUUGCCUAGGUUAGCGAAGAUCCAAUCGGACAAUCUUGAAUGGUUCUUCUUCUCUCGGAUUGAGUACACAAACUCGAAGAAGAAGAAUGCGAUGAAAAGGAGUACAGGUUGUGGGUAUUGGAAAGCUACUGGUAAGGAUCGAAAAAUCAAGGACAAGAGAGGAAAUGGUGUUGAGAUUGGUCUUAAGAAGACGCUUGUGUACCAUAAAGGUAAAGUUCCUAAUGGUGAUCGUACUCCUUGGGUUAUGCAUGAGUAUCACAUCACUUGCUUGCCUCAUCAUCAGAGGAAUUAUGUUAUAUGCCAAGUAAAGUAUAAGGGUGAAGCUAAAGACAUUUCAUAUGGUGAGAAUUACUUGACUGAGCAAAGUCACUCUUUGGUCUCCGAUUCAAAUACUGCCAGAGCACUUGAGCCAGCGCUUCAGGUUGAGCAGCUAGGUGGAGAAAAUUUAUUUGGUAUGUCAGUAGAUGAUUUGAGGAGUCCAAUGAACGAACAAGAGUGGGAUGGAUUUUUUAAUCCAAACACUUUGUUAAGCGACGACAACAUGUUCAACCCUUACUUGCAGCCACAAUCUCCUCACUUAGCCUCGAAUGAUGAUGAGUUUCUCGGUGGAUUGAGGCAUGUUGAUCGAAGGCAGGUUGAAUAUUUGUUUGCCGAUGAAGAAGAUUCCUUAUCUGGACCGACCUUAUCUAUGACAGAGAACCACAACGAUCACAUGCCUUUGUCAGAGAUUAUUGUUGAUUAUAGCAGUGAUAGUAAUCAUGAUGCUGAUGCAAUAUCUGCAACGAGUUAUCACGGAGCAUCUAGUACAGGUGAUGAUACUGUUGGUAGUUUGAAUAGACACAUUCUCCAGACUAGUGGAGAUGAGAUUCUAUCGUCGACUACAAACUCUUGCAAUGAUAUACAAACUUAUGGAAAACCUUCCAUCAGUAGAAGCACCUGGCUAUCUCAACUCACACGGCGCGUAAUACGAUUAAAACAAAAGGUGAAACAAGAUACAUUAAGAACGGUUGAUAGUGAUGAGGAUAGUGAUACGGAUGCUGAAUCGAUAUCUGUAACGAGUUACCAAGGGACUCCAGGUGAUGAUAGCGUUGGUAGUUCGACUAGAUACUUCUCAAGUUGCUCAAGCACAGACUCUUGCGAAGAUCUACAACCUUCUGCUGAUCUUUCAAACGGUAGAGAGACCCGGGAAUAUAAACUAGCACAACGCACUGUACCAUCAAAACAAGAGGUGAAACAAGGAACCCCAAGAGCCAUUGAUGAAUCCAUAAUGAAGACAGAGAAGAAGGGGUGGUUUGUUAUAGAGGAAGUAUUGGAUAUAAUCCACAAGACUCUAUGGUAUAUCUAUCCCAUGAGGCUGAUCACAUCGGUUUUACUAACCGUCAAAGCUUGAACCCGCUGAUGCAAUCUUGAUCGCGAGAGAAACAAAGCAGUUAGAUCAAAGCACCCUUUUUCAAUUUGGCGUUUUCAAAUUCUGCUUUCUUCUGAAUGUUUUGAAUAAAAUGCAGAUGAGAGUGUAUAUGAACAAGUGCUAAACUAGAGUGUAUAUGAACGUUUUGUAAUCUUAUUUAUGUAAUAGAGUUUUUUUUACCUAUU
This is a messenger RNA of Camelina sativa (false flax), 1867 nucleotides long. RefSeq names its product NAC domain-containing protein 69-like. Gene Ontology annotation, molecular function: DNA binding. The record is from RefSeq and is a predicted model, not a curated record. NCBI's taxonomy places the organism in Eukaryota, Viridiplantae, Streptophyta, Magnoliopsida, Brassicales, Brassicaceae. Gene Ontology annotation, biological process: regulation of DNA-templated transcription.